AUGUUUGCUUUCCACGAUGCAAGCCAGAGCAAGUACCUCGUCAUGUACCUUUUUGUUGCGAAAAAAAAGUAUCGCGCCGGCCCCACUCCUGGCUUGUUAAAACGACAACCCAAAAACGAGGCGGCCGAGCAGCCACAUGCCUCAGCGGCAUUUCAAACCCAGCUCAUCAUCACGCCCAAGCUUCUCAACCGAUCCAAUAAUACCAAGGGUAUUCGUUAUCUCCCUCGAGAAAAUGGCCACACACCCCUUCCCCACACUCGAGACUUUCUCUCGGCUAUCCUGUCAGAAGAGCUUGGUGCCUGGCCUUGGGUGGUUCCUCCCUUUGCCCCGGACCGACGUCGCGAAGCACUGGUGGGUGACUGCGGUAAGAAUAGCCGGGGCGACAUGUGA
Cordyceps militaris CM01 is the source of this 390-nucleotide messenger RNA. RefSeq lists its product as uncharacterized. The transcript is spliced from 3 exons. Bases 1 to 390 code for a protein of 129 amino acids. NCBI's taxonomy places the organism in Eukaryota, Fungi, Ascomycota, Sordariomycetes, Hypocreales, Cordycipitaceae. The record is from RefSeq and is a predicted model, not a curated record.